AAAUCAAUAGGUUAAUCUUCUAAAAUGAGGCUAUUUAACUAAAGCUGUAGUCUAUGUAUUCAGGCAACCCUAUGCUACUUCAACAACCUUGGUCCCCUUAAGUUCUCAAUAUCCUUUCACUUGGCUUCGAUUAUUAUCUAUCACCUUAUCACCUUUAUCUUGUUGAUGUUACUAACGUGUUGUGUCCGUUUCUUUUACUUUUACCUUGAGUUGGGGGUCUAUCGAAAACAAUUUCUCUACCUUCACACAAGGUAGAAUUUACCCAUCCCCCACUUUAUAAGAUUACGCUGGGUUUGCUUUGUCGUCGUCAUCUUGAAGUUCUCAAUAUAUUAGCAGCCUUAAGUUCUAGUUCAUUUGUGUUUCUUAUACAUCCCUAGCAAAGACAUUAUGGCAUGUAACAUCGAAGUUAUUGUUCGACAAGCAAAAAUUGCUGAACCAAGAUUGUCAUAUAGCAGAAAAUGGAAAGGAAAAUUUGCUAUAUUUUCCGUAGCUACUGGCCCGAGCCGAGUUACAGAGUUACCAGGGAAGCUGGUUUACCAUGAAAAAAAGAGAGCAAUAUUUAGCAAUGAAAAGUUUGGGAUUUUUGGUGGAAAGUUCGUACCUGAGACGCUUAUAUCUUCUUUAACAAAGCUUGACUACGAAUUCAACUCUGCUUUGCAUGACCCUCAGUUUCAGAUGGUGCUGGGAGUGGCACUAAGGGACUACGUAGGGCGUGAAACUCCUUUAUACUUGGCUGAGAGACUAACAGAUAACUACAAGAGCAGAAAUGGGGGAAAAGGGCCAGACCUAUAUCUAAAAAGGGAAGAUCUGAACCAUGUUGGAGCACACAAGAUCAACAACGCUAUUGCACAAACAAUGUUGGCUAAACGCAUGGACUGUAAAAAUAUCAUAGCAGCCACCGGUGCUGGCCAACAUGGCGUCGCGACGGCGGCUGCCUGUGCUAAACUCUCAUUGGAGUGUACUGUAUUCAUGGGAAGCUUAGAUAUGGAGAGACAACCUUCUAAUGUAAUCUUGAUGAAGCAUCUUGGUGCAAAGGUGAAAUCUGUAAAAGGAAGUUUUAAAGAUGCAGUAUCGGAAGGCAUUCGACAUUGGGUUAACAACUUGGAGACAAGCUAUUUCUUAGGAGGUGCAGCCAUAGGACCACACCCAUGUCCAACCAUGGUUCGUGAAUUCCAAUCAGUAAUUGGAAAAGAAACGAGGAAACAAGCCAUGGAAAAAUGGGGUGGGAAACCAGAUGUGUUAGUGGCUUGUGUAGGUAGUGGCUCUAAUGCGUUGGGUCUAUUUCAUGAAUUUAUUGAAGAUAAAGAUGUGAGGCUAAUAGGAGUUGAAGCUGGUGGGGUUGGUCUUGAUACAGGUAAACACUCAGCAACUAUGGCUAGAGGUCAAGUUGGGGUGUAUCAUGGUGCAAUGAGCUAUUUGUUACAAGAUGAUGAAGGACAAAUUAUUGAACCACACUCAAUAGGUGUGGGAUUAGAGUACCCAGGUGUUAGCCCAGAGCUUAGCUUUCUAAAAGACACAGGGCGUGCAGAGUUUUAUACUGUCACAGAUGAACAAGCCUUAGAAGCAUAUAAACGGUUGUGCAGGCUAGAAGGGAUAUUCCCAGCCUUAGAAGCUUCACAUGCACUUGCAUUUCUCGACAGACUUUGCCCUACUCUGGAGGAUGGUGAGAAGGUGGUUGUUAAUUUAAGCGGCCGCGGAGAUAAGGAUGCUGCCACAGUCUUUAAUCAUACAACAAAAAAUGAAUGAACGAAAGAAUUACUACAUUAAUGAACUGAUGUGUAUGUUGUAAUUUGUAGCAAAGUAGGAUCACAAAUCAAAUUAAGAGAUAUUCUAGUACCUAAGUGAGUCAGUGACAAUAUUUUCAAAGGUGUUUCACAUA
This is a messenger RNA of Nicotiana tabacum (common tobacco), 1879 nucleotides long. Its product is annotated as tryptophan synthase beta chain 1-like. Gene Ontology annotation, cellular component: cytoplasm. Gene Ontology annotation, molecular function: tryptophan synthase activity. NCBI's taxonomy places the organism in Eukaryota, Viridiplantae, Streptophyta, Magnoliopsida, Solanales, Solanaceae. Gene Ontology annotation, biological process: L-tryptophan biosynthetic process. The record is from RefSeq and is a predicted model, not a curated record.